AUGCUGACCGGCCCCUCUGAAGAACCGCAGAAUAUCAGCGACCCCAGGAAAACCGCCGUCAUCAACGGCGAGCUCAAGAGGCUUCAUGUUGAUAUCGCAUCCCAACAGGAAACACAGCGCAACGAACCACGCCAACACGGAGUGGACUUCGCAGUGAGGAACAGCCUGCUGAAUACGAUAGAACAAGGCAGCAACGUCUCCGAUGAGACUCCUCCCUCUCCGACUCAACACCACCGAAGACCCGGUCACCAUCGAGUGGACGAGUUUUAUGACAAGCUGGCAGCCACCAUCAUCUGUAUCCCCAGCAAGAAUCAACUUGUUCUCCUGGGUGAUUCAACGCCAGUGUGGGUGCUGAUCAUGACUCUUAGUCUUGGACAAUUUGGCGUCGGCAAGAUUUACGAAAACGGCCAGACAAUUCUCGAGCUCUGCAUUUAUCACAACUUGCGCACAGCUAACUCCUUCUUCAGGACCAAGACCAAGCACAAGGUCUCCUGGACACCUCCACACUCAAAGCACUGGCACCAACUAGAUCUCAUUCUUGUCAGACGCGCCGCCAUUAAAACCGUCCUUUAUACACGUUCACACUGGUGUGCUGCAAUAUCAAACACCAGCCCAAGAGUUUCCACAGCGGUAAGAAGCAGGGGAAUCCUCGCAUUGAUGUCAGUUUGCCAAGAGGUUUGA
Messenger RNA from Acanthosepion pharaonis, 681 nucleotides. NCBI's taxonomy places the organism in Eukaryota, Metazoa, Mollusca, Cephalopoda, Sepiida, Sepiidae. The record is from the annotation of a GenBank genome assembly.